Molecule: messenger RNA, 1377 nt
Organism: Sipha flava (yellow sugarcane aphid)
Lineage: Eukaryota; Metazoa; Arthropoda; Insecta; Hemiptera; Aphididae
Exons: 2
Coding region: 634-1020 (128 amino acids)
Source: RefSeq, a predicted model, not a curated record
UACAAGAAGUUAAGAACGCAAAAACAAUCGCUGUCAAAAAAUCAAUUCAUUAUCGGAUAUUAAAACGUUUUGAUGUUAUUUUUAUUGGGAAUGAAGACAAACUUAUUUUUCCAGUGGAAAGUGGAUCUGAAGAUAUUCGAUAAUACGUAUGUAAUGACGAACUUUUUGAUAUUUUACACGCAGCUCAUAUUGAAACAGGACAUGGUGGUAGGAAUCGGAUAAAUCAUAUGCUAAAAAAAAAUUCAAAAAUAUUAAUGUGGAAGCUAUAAAUGUGUACUUGAAAAUGUGUGAAACAUGCCAGAAAAAGCAUAGUACUCGUAUGCCAAAAAAAGGACUCGUUGUUAAACCGAUAUUGCACAAUGAAAUGAGUUCUCGAUGUCAAAUUGAUUUAAUUGACAUGCAAUCAAAUCCAGAUAAUGGUUUUAAAUACAUUAUGGUGUAUCAAGAUCACCUGACAAAAUGUGUGAUUAUACGGCCUUUACGGUGUAAACGUGCAGAAGAAAUUGCAUAUCAACUUCUAAAUAUAUUCACUCUCUUUGUAGCUCCUAGUAUACUACACUCUGAUAACGGGCGAAAAUUUGUAAAUAAAAUUCAGCAUUUCAUUCAGGUAUAAAACGAUCACCCUAUGAGGCAAUGUUUGGGUGUACAAAGAAAAUGGGACUUGCUACUUCGAGCAUACCGAAAAAUGUGAUAACAAAACUCAUUAAUGAAGAUGACCUUAUAUCUGUCCUUGAAAACUCUAAAAUUACAAUUUCUAAUAAGAAUGAGGAGACGAAUACUACUGAAAAAAUCAAUGAGGACAUAGACAUUGAUCAAAACCAAGGAAAAAAAAUCGAUAUUGAGAUCUACAAAAAAAAAGGGGUAGAUAUAGAAACAAAAAUAGACAACGAUGAAAAAACAAUUAUAUCGAAGAAAGAUAAAAAUGAAAAAGUUAAUGAAAAAAUAUUACUUGAACGUUCUACUAAAAUUAAACGACAACGAGAAGAGUCACUACAAUCUCUGGAAAAACAAGCAAAAUAAAUGAAUAAACAAUAUCUAAUAAACAUUUUCCUGCUGCAUUAAUUGAUCAAACAGUGCGAGUGAAAAUUCCAGAUUUCGACCGAUGUAAAAUUAAUUCUCGCACAUUAUUGGCUGUAGUUGUUGAGAUUAUUGACGAAGAAUUUUAUCGAUUAGGAUUUAAAGCUGGGAUAUUGAAUCAAUUAUUCACUAGAAAUCAAUUUACUUUAUGCGAAGAAAAAUGUAUUUCAAUAUCCGAUGUUCCAAAUACGACAACAAGCAUACGCCAAGCUGUUGCUCAACUUUCACUAUCAGGUGGGCAAGGAUUUUUGAGAUGUGAUUGCCCGAAAAAAUGUACAACUAAAAAAUGCAAAUGCCGCC